Chiloscyllium plagiosum (whitespotted bambooshark) is the source of this 2283-nucleotide messenger RNA. RefSeq names its product T-box transcription factor Tb (gene tbxtb). Gene Ontology annotation, molecular function: RNA polymerase II cis-regulatory region sequence-specific DNA binding; DNA-binding transcription factor activity, RNA polymerase II-specific. Gene Ontology annotation, cellular component: nucleus; chromatin. The record is from RefSeq and is a predicted model, not a curated record. Gene Ontology annotation, biological process: regulation of transcription by RNA polymerase II; positive regulation of DNA-templated transcription; heart morphogenesis. Lineage: Eukaryota; Metazoa; Chordata; Chondrichthyes; Orectolobiformes; Hemiscylliidae.
GGAGUACAUUGAGCAGACAGCACUCCCUUUCCCGUAGUCCCGGGAGGAAAAAACUGGGAGAAGAAGAAGUAUCUGGGUCUCCUCAGGAUCCGGAAAAUGAGUUCCAGCGCAACGGAGAGUGGCAAGAGCGGCCAGUACCGCGUGGACCAUCUCCUCAGUGCAGUGGAGAGUGAGCUACAGGCUGGGAGUGAGAAGGGAGACCCCACUGAGAGAGAGCUGAAAGUCAACCUGGAAGACUUGGAUCUGUGGCUGAAGUUUAAGGAACUGACCAACGAAAUGAUCGUCACAAAGAACGGCAGGAGGAUGUUUCCUGUGUUGAAAGUGAACGUGUCAGGACUAGAUCCCAACGCCAUGUACUCGUUUGUCUUGGACUUUGUGGCCGCCGACAACCACCGCUGGAAGUAUGUGAACGGGGAGUGGGUCCCCGGUGGCAAACCGGAGCCUCAGGCUCCCAGCUGUGUUUACAUCCACCCCGACUCUCCCAACUUUGGGGCGCACUGGAUGAAAGCGCCCGUCUCCUUCAGUAAAGUUAAACUCACCAACAAACUGAACGGCGGCGGACAGAUUAUGUUGAACUCUCUGCAUAAAUACGAGCCCAGAAUUCACAUCGUGCGAGUCGGAGGAACUCAGAGAAUGAUCAGCAGUCACUCAUUCCCUGAGACUCAGUUCAUCGCUGUGACAGCCUAUCAGAAUGAAGAGAUCACAGCUCUCAAAAUUAAAUACAAUCCGUUUGCAAAGGCCUUCCUUGACUCCAAAGAGAGAAGCGAUCACAAGGAAAUGCUGGAUGACGUGAGUGACAGCCAACAGUCUGGAUAUUCCCAAUUAGGUAGCUGGUUUCUGCCGAGCACAGGUACCCUGUGUCCACCUUCUAACCCUCACGCUCAAUUUGGUGGACCAAUCUCACUCUCCACGCCCCACGGUUGCGAGCGUUACUCCAGUCUGAGGAACCAGCGCUCUGCUCCAUACCCGAAUCCUUACACGCACAGGAACAGCUCUCCGACUGGCUAUCCCGAUAGCUCUUCUGGUUGCCUUUCCAUGCUUCCUAACCAUGACAACUGGUCGGGUCUGCAAGUCUCCACGCAUACCAGCAUGCUACCCAUGACACACAAUGCUGGCACUGCCACCAGCUCUAGCCAAUACCCGAGUCUGUGGUCAGUCAGUAACAGCACCAUUACCCCAGUGUCCCAGUCUGGGGGCAUGUCCAACGGCCUGAGUUCACAGUUCCUGCGGGCUUCCCCGGCUCAUUACCCGUCUCUGGCUCACUCAGUGAGCGCCACCUCGUCAGGAUCGCCCCUGUAUGACAGUGGCACUGGAAUCGAGCUGUCUGAGAGCCAGUACGAUGCCUCUGCGCACAGCAGACUAACUUCCACAUGGACACCAGUUACUCCUCCAUCCAUGUGACAGCACUUGUACUCACCUCGCCUUUCUCAAGCCAUUUAAUUUAAUUUAAGGACUUCUUUGGGAGUUUUCCCAACCCUUCCCAUCCUUUUCCUUUGGACUUGAUGUUGCAACUCCGUGGGAAAUCCAGAAGAAUGGCAGGAAGAGACGAACUUGGUUCUGUGAUAGAUUGCUUGCAAGAUUUCUGUAUUGAUGACCAAAGAUGUGUUCCGCCCAUACGUCCCACCAGCCUGGGAUUUUGAAAAUGGCAUGAUCAAAUACUUCAACCAGAAUGGUUCUGUUUUUUAUGAUGUUCCUAUUAAUGAUAAUUUAGAGAAAACAAUCCAUUAUUGUAAAAUAAUUAUUGUAUAGAAAACAUAAACUGGCACCAGGUCUUGAGAAGAUAAACCAAAUAUGAACUAAGUCGAGGAAGAUGUAUUCCAUGACUUAACAAUCUAAUCUCCGUCGCAGUAAUAAUGUUGGGACCUCUGCUUUGUGCGACAGCAGUGACCUGUCCAAAAACGAUGUAAAUAAAAACGUUAGUGGAGCGUAUAUGUAAUUAAUGCCUCCCCAUGUAGCACACUGUUUGUCAUUUAUCAUUGACCUCUCUGGAAUUCGUAUAUGCAUAAUAAGAGAAGCAGUCUCUUUUAAAAUGACAGAAAGUCCCAAUGACAAAAAUACAAUCCUGCGUCUCCUCCGCUCCAAAAUUAAAACAUUUAAGAGUAUACUGCACCGACUUAAGCACCUGCAAAGAAAGAAACUCGUUGCCAAACCCAGUUCCUCCAGAGAUGGAGCGAAACUGAUCAUUCUAACCAGACCUGAUUUUACAAAUAAUUCACUACUUAACGUGCUUUACCCUGAGAAAUAUUUUUCCUGCCCAUUAGUUGAAAAUAUAGUUGACUUUUU